Vespula pensylvanica (western yellowjacket) is the source of this 1331-nucleotide messenger RNA. RefSeq lists its product as uncharacterized. Lineage: Eukaryota; Metazoa; Arthropoda; Insecta; Hymenoptera; Vespidae. The record is from RefSeq and is a predicted model, not a curated record. The transcript has 2 exons. The coding region runs from base 28 to 393 and encodes 121 amino acids.
GAGGGUGAUAUCGAUUAUAGAAAGAACAUGAGCCAUUCAACAUACGUUUUUCUUCUUUCACUUUUUCUCGUUACUAUUUUCGUUGGUGAGGCGUAUCGAUACGCAGAAUGUCAACGGCAACCAAACGACGAAAUCAUAUGGGAAUACGACGUACGCAGACCAUACAGACUCGGUAUCAAUCAGGAAGUAGAAGCAGAAUAUGGACCAACAAUGGCUAUCAUCACUUGCAUAGUGAUCGAUUCAUUAUCCGACGAAGAUAACGGUGCUGUAUGGAUAACGGCUGGCGGUUUAGGUCAAAAUUUUGUCAAACUUAAAUUUAGAUCGAAAUACUCGAGAGGUCUUCGUUACAAAGUCUUUGUGUAUGGUCAAUCUAUGCUAAAACAGGGAUCGUGAAUCAUAAUAUUUCUUUCGAAUCAUAUAUAAUUUUCAUUUGCUUGAUUUAACCUACGUACCUACGAACAAAGACGUAUAUAUAAUUUUUUUUAUACACAUACACACACACACACACACACACACACAUAUAUAGUCACCAAUAAGAUAUAAAAAAAUUUAAUUGAAUUCGUCUGUUCGUAAUUAUUGAAACCUAUAAUCACUUUAGUACACGCAGAGAACAUUGUUAGAGGUGCGCAAAGAAACGUUAUCAGAGAACUUUCCCUAACGAUCUUUCGUUAUCUACUAGCUAGUUAUCAUUAUCUAGAAGAGUGUUAGAAACCUUAGAGGAGAUAAUGACGUGCGCACAAGCAAUCGAGUAAAGUUCGAGGGGAAGUCAACGUACGAGUCGUUAAUCUGUUAGUUGGAAUGUUGAAAUUUAAUGGACGGAACAUUAAGAUCAAAACAAUUUCAUUCGCUUAUACAUCCUUCAUAUAAAAUAUUCAUUCAUAUGAAAUAUUCGAAAUAAUGUUAUCUCGGAAAUACGAAGCUACGUUCUCGAUUGACGAACUAUUAUACUAAUCUUACAAUAGAAUAAAAAUAAAAUAAUACAGGAAAAAUAUCGUGAGCGAUUCUAUUACGUCGGAAUUUGAUUUCAUGUGGUUAGUCACGUAACUCUUCGAGAUCGGAAAACCAUUUAAAAGCGAAACGAUGGGAGUUACCAAACAAUGGGGGUUUCUUUACUCGACAAAUACGAUGAAGACACGAGAACGACCGAGAUCGAAGAAAUUCGAAUAUUUUUCCUUUCUUGCACGAAAUAACAAUCAACUAUAUAAGUAUAACCGAAGCGACAUGCGAAAGAAUACACACACACACGUACACACAUUUCUUUUAUCAUAUUAAACAUGAUUACCGAACGAACGAGUAAUCACGAUUUUAUUACAUUAUUUCUUAUCGUUUGU